This is a messenger RNA of Phaedon cochleariae (mustard beetle), 2591 nucleotides long. The record is from the annotation of a GenBank genome assembly. Lineage: Eukaryota; Metazoa; Arthropoda; Insecta; Coleoptera; Chrysomelidae.
CAAGAGCCCAAUCCAGUGCCCAAUCAAAAGCCGUGAACUACCUCAGUGAGCUGGUUUGAGUGGUUGGUCAACUAUUACGUCAUAGUUUGGAAUACACUUCGAGGAAAAUUGACUGGUUAACUUAUUGUUGACCCGGUUUGUGUGGUUAACAUCGAGGAAAAAUGGCUUUAAGUUUCAUGACUGACAAGACUGACCAGAGAUUCCCGUGUUCUGACAUCACAUAUUCCGGUGGCGGAUUCAGAUGAAUGAAACGUAAAGGCUGUAAGACAGAAGUGACUGAUGUAUUUUUUCUUCGGGACUUGCCUCAGUUGUUUAUUUACUUUUUAUGACAGUUAUUUGAUUUGAAUUCAAAAAAGGUGGAUAGCGAUUAUAGGAAAGAAAAAACGCACUCAAUAAUCAUGGGAAUUAAAAAUUUGUGGACACUUUUAACCCCUUUUUGUGAAAGGAAACCACUGUAUGAACUUUAUGGAAAAACUGUUGCAAUUGAUUUAUCUUGUUGGAUUUGCGAGGCACAAAACAUAGCAGAAUAUCAAGUGCAACCACGAAUGUAUUUAAGGAACUUGUAUUUCCGAGCAUGUUACCUACUCUUGAUACAAGUGAACCCUGUCUUCAUAUUAGAAGGAAAGGCUCCCGAGCUGAAAUAUGACACGAUAGCGGCGAGAAACGCUGUACAAUUCAAAGGGGCCAAACCCAAGAGUGAUAACAUCAGGACUGGCAAAGACAGGACGAGGUUCAACUUUGUAUUGAAACAAUGUGAGGAAAUGCUUGGUCAUAUGGGUUUAGCAUGUAUCACUGGGAAAGGGGAAGCAGAAAGCCUGUGUGCAUAUCUGAAUGAUGAAGGUCUUGUUGAUGGUUGCAUUUCUCAGGAUUCAGAUUGUUUUGCUUAUGGUGCAAAAAUUGUUUAUCGAAACUUUUCCAUUGCCUCACAAGGUGCUUAUACAGCUAGUGGUGGGGCUGUUGAUAUUUAUGACAUAAACAAAGCUUGUCACAGCAUGAAUUUCGGUCGAAAUAAAAUAAUCGCCAUGGCCUUAUUGUGCGGUUGCGAUUAUAACGAUGGUGUACUGGGAGUUGGAAAGGAGUCGGUAUUCAAGCUCUUCGAAAAAUUAUCGGACGAAGAAACUUUGGACCGGUUGAGGUCGUGGAGGAAAAAUGAUGAAAUGUACGAGAAAUUCGAGAAUCAGGUUUCGGAUAAAAAUAUCUGUACUUCCUGUGGACACCGUGGAAAAUUACAAGCACACAAUAGAAAUGGUUGCAACAUUUGUGGAACGAUCAGUGGAUGUGAUCCUUUCAAGUUCAAAGAAGAAAGGAUGAGAAUCAAGAAUGAACUGAACAUAAGAAGCAGAGCUCUGCAAGAUCCGAAUUUUCCCGAUGAAAAUUUGAUCAAUGAAUUUCUCGUGAAGAAAGACAACGUUUCCAAACUUGAUUUGAAAUGGAGGCAGCCGGAUUUAGUUGCUUUCGUGCAUUUUUCUGCAAAAUUUUUGCAAUGGGAAGAGCUAUAUGCGUUUGAGAAAAUGCUUCCAAUAUUGACCAGGUGGCAGUGUUUGAAUUAUGAUGCUUUGGAGAAUAAGAAUAUUAAAGGCAAACUGUUUCCCAAACGUAUCAAGAAAGUGAGGAACCCGAAAGGAAUCCCAAGUUAUGAAAUCGUCUGGUUUGAUAAGAAUGAAUAUUUCAAGGGUCUAGUACCAGAAGAUCAAAUACAAGAAGAACAAGCAGACGUGGAAAAAAUAUGGUCUACCAUAGAACCUCAAAUUUUAGUAGACAAAGCAUAUCCAAAGUUAGUUGAAGACUUCCGUCUAAGCAAAAUAAAACCGAAAACUAGCAAGAGAAAGAAAAAAGCUGGAACUGAGGAGCUGGUGAAGAACAGUUCCAUCUCGGAACCAGUAUUGAAAAAGCCCAAGAAGAAACAAGAUAACAAAAAGAAAGGAAACAAAAAAGCACUGGAUAACUUGGAAAACAGUUUCAAUGAACUCCAAAUUGAUUUGCCUAAAAAGAAUGUCGCAACGUUGGAUAACUACUUGAGGAAAGCCGUUUUGAACAGCCACAAACAGAAAAAUGCUGGUGAAAGUCUAGGGAUUCCAGUUCUAACCUCGACACCUUCAAAAUCCAGCAAUGGAUCCUUUGAUAUUUCCAGUUUUUGUGAUGAAAACGACGAUCUAGACCUGUCAGAUAUAGUCGAAGGAAUAGUUUCAAGACAACCCAACUAUUUCCAGGACGACUUGAAGAAAUUCAACUUGAAAUUAGAUACAUCAGAACACUAUCAAGAAUGCAUGGAUGCCAAUUCUUCCAGUUUCUUCAUUACUAAUCCCGUGGAGUUCGAUCUCUUCGAAAAGACGUUUGAUCACGAGGAUGAAAGUGGGGAAAGCACCGAUGAAUAUGAAUUUGAUGAAAACGAGUUUAGAAACAUGUGUGAAACAGAGGCUCAGGAGCUAGUUGAUGAUUAUAAUGAGAAUGAAAUUGGCUCGGCAGAGGAUAAAAUAAUUAGUGAACAUGUGGAAGGGGUAUUAGCAGAAGACGAUGAUAGUUUUUGUGUUAAAUAUGUUCCCUUGUUGGAAAGACUGAAAAAAUUUAAAUAAGUAUUAAAAUUGCUUUGC